Molecule: messenger RNA, 2598 nt
Organism: Beauveria bassiana ARSEF 2860
Lineage: Eukaryota; Fungi; Ascomycota; Sordariomycetes; Hypocreales; Cordycipitaceae
Product: pentatricopeptide repeat domain-containing protein
Exons: 1
Coding region: 1-2598 (865 amino acids)
Molecular function (GO): protein binding
Source: RefSeq, a predicted model, not a curated record
AUGAUCCCGCCACGCGUCGUGUGUUGGAGAUGCACCUCGCGGCUGCGCACCCAGGCGCGCCAGCCCGUCGCUAAACUGGCCUACUCCUCACUCGCCGACACGGACUCCAAGAUUCAGCCGGCACACACCUCACAGUCUACCCCAAGGCAGCGAAUACGUCCACGCCUUCGAGAUGGGACGCCUGAGCCCAACCGCGCAUCAUUGCUUCCCACCUACGGCUCCGACGCGCCCGCCUACGACAUGUUCAACCAAAUUGUCAACGGCCGAAGAUCCGAAUGGACAAGCAAACCGGCUGCUGUCUCCCCGACUCCAGAGACCUCCGGAAUGAGGGCGCACGAAAUCGAUUUGACGUUUCUGCUUAGCACUCUGGUGGCACGCAGGACCGAGCCCGUCAUGACACGGCUCAAGACGUUUGAGGAGUCAAUAUGGCCCCUCUUACGACCCUAUGGGACUGAUCUCCCAGCACCCAUAUCACAUCUUCUACAUGAGUUUAUCAAGGAUGCUUGCGUAGACUCGAUACAGAAUAGCCGAGCCACCGCAUGCCGGGAGAUUGCUCAGGUCGCAGACCGCGUCGGCAUGAAACAAACGCAUAUUCCCAACGUUAUGGCACUGAAACUUUGUCAUGCUUGUGUGACGAGCAAAAACACGACUGCUCAACGCAAAUUUCUAGCACAGAGCUUGCUAGACCUUUGGAUGCACGUUUCUCAGAUGCAACGGCUGCCCGAGAAGGAUCGGCCCCUGCGGCUAGCCCUUCCUGACAAGGUCGAUUUCAAGGUGGCUCUGCGAGCUUCGCCGGGCUCACGGGAUGGGGUCCCUGGCGACAGAAUCGCUACUCCAGAAUCUUUUCUUGACGCCCUGUUUCCUCAAUUCAAAGAUGGCCGAGCGAGAGACCUUAUGGACGGGCUUCUCGCAACGCUGUGCCUCGUCUCCGACCCACGCUUCGUAACAGAACAUGUGCAAAGAGACUUUGCUCCGUUGUUGGAGCUCGCUAGCAUCUUUGUGAAUGAACACAGCCAACAGGCCGAAUUGAUGCUGCAACAAUACCCGCAUCAGGUCAGCCAUGCAGUCGCCUUUCCAUCAGAAAAGUUUGAUGAACUUGGAGUAUAUAUCCGGAAUCAAUGGCCACUGCUAGUUCAGUUCUUGAACAAUAAAAAAGCAGCAUGGCGUCAAGGUAGCGCUCCGGCGGAUGACUCAAAGGCCAGUCUUGCUCAGAUUCACAGGCGAUUUCGCAGGGCGUAUGAAGGACGUAACAAACCCGGAGUAAGUACCAUAUUUGCCGAAUUGUACGAAAAACAGGCCUCAAGUCCUGAUCUACGCUCUGCAAUACAAUCCAGGCCUGAACUUAUGGACUUUAUCAUCUUCAUCACAUGCGCACUACGCCUAGACUACGAAUACAAGACCGCCGUGGAGUUAAUGAAGGAGCUGCAUAUUCCACUCACGCUCAAGACGUACACUGGCAUGAUGCACGGUUGGAGGCUGUGUAAGGAUUUCAGAAAGAUUGAUGCUCUGUGGAAUCAACUCCAAGUGGCAAAUGUGCGCCUCGAUGUGCCCAUUUGGACGGAGCGCCUCGCAGCAUACAUCCUCAAAGGCAAGAUUGGCGUCUGCAUGACUGAGCUUGCCAAACUGCAAGCGGACUGGAACGCUGCGGUGGAGAAUAAAACCGUCGAAGAGAGCGGCGCCGUCCAGCCCAGCAUCGAAAUGGUGAAUGCCUGCAUCAAGGGCACCCUGGAGAUUAGCCCGCGGUCGGCCAAGGUGCUCCUGAGCUGGGCGCACAACAACGGCAUCAAGCCCGAUAUCAGCACCCAUAACAUUAUUCUCCGGCACGCAUUUGGGACGGGCCCCGAAGACGUUGCCUGGAUCAUGGACCUGAUGGAGAAGAACGGCAUUGAGCCGAACCAGGCCACCUUUGUCAUUCUCAUUGAAGAAAUGCUGUCGCUGACGGGCCCCGAGUCGCCCGAGGCACAGGUCGAGGCCGUUGACCAAGUCUUUGCCGAACUGUCACGCUCCAAGUUUGCCCUGAACCCGGAGCUCUAUGCCAAGGCGCUGCACGCCGUCGCGUCGCUGGCCAACGCGUCGAACGCGGCCGUCGAUGCGGUGCUCGCGCACCUGCGGCACCAAAAUGUGCGCAUCAACCCGUACAUGGUGACGAUUCUGAUUGAGCGCUCGCUGCAGCGCGAUCCGCACUCCUUUGCGCCGGUCGAGGCGCUGCUGCACAAGUACGACAUGGCGGACACGUCGCGCGGCGACCAGACGCUGUGGGAGCGCGUGAUUCGCGCCGCGGCUAUUACGGGCGAGCCCUACGUGGCCCUCAAGCGCUUCGACGAACUGGCGGCCGCCGGGCGCCCCGUCACGUCCCUCCCGUGCCUCAACGAGCUGUUGCGCGCGCUGUUGGCCGAGGGCGACGCGGUCAACGCACGGCGCAUCGUCGACUCGGUCCUGCACAACAAGAUGCUGGCGCAGGUGCAGAGGGGUGGUGAGACUGACGUCGACGAAGCGCGCUUCUGGAAGCAUCACUUUUGGUACCUGGCCAAGGAGAAUAAUCUACUCGACGACGCAAACAUGCCUGGUGGACUGCACAAGCUGAUUGAACAUUACUGA